Molecule: messenger RNA, 1145 nt
Organism: Brassica rapa (field mustard)
Lineage: Eukaryota; Viridiplantae; Streptophyta; Magnoliopsida; Brassicales; Brassicaceae
Product: transcription factor TRY
Biological process (GO): cell differentiation; regulation of DNA-templated transcription
Cellular component (GO): nucleus
Molecular function (GO): transcription cis-regulatory region binding
Source: RefSeq, a predicted model, not a curated record
UACAUUAGGCAAUUCCGUAAUCUUAUUUAAUGAAAUAAUGAAGCACAUUAAUAAUAUAUUUAUGGUUGGUUUAAUAAAAAGUUUAUUAUAUAUUUAGAUGGACCAACAUAUUUCUCUAAGGAUUCUAAGAAUCAUUCUAGUGAUGACACGUGGCUACAAAAAAAUGUUGCAAUGUUUCUCAAAUAAUAUAUAGGGGAUAUCAUGUUAGGUUUAUUAAACUUCUGAUCUAAAAUCAAUUAAAAUGAUUGUAUUGGUCUACAUCUCUUAUAUACUAUUCAAAGUUUUCUAAACUUCCAAUAUAGAUAUAUUUAAUUUACACAUUCUUUAGAGACUAAGAGUUAUGAUCCAUUAAUUCGUAGUUAAUCUUUACAAAUCUCAACCAAAGACUUCACCAUGUGUGAUCAAAACAAAACAAAACAAAACAAAAAGACUCCACCAUGUGUACAUGUAAGUGUCAACGACAAGUCUACAUAAAGGCUAAUAGGUCAACAAGACCACACAACAUUUCUUACUAUUAGUUUGCAAAGGCUGUUCGUUGGGGAUUUCCUCGUCUUCAUCUCUCUCUCCUCUCUUCUUUUUCUCUAUAUAAUUCUCAUCUCUCACAUUUUUCUUUUAUUGCAUUCUCCAACUAAACCUCGAAUUCCAUUUACCUUACCUCUAUUUUCUUCUUCUUCUUACUAUCUUCAAUAGCAAUGGAUAACACCGACCGUCGUCGCCGUCGUAAGCAACAGAAAGUCACUCUCCAUGACUCUGAAGAAGUGAGCAGUAUCGAAUGGGAGUUUAUCAACAUGACAGAACAAGAAGAAGAUCUCAUCUGUCGAAUGUAUAGACUUGUAGGUGACAGGUGGGAUUUAAUAGCAGGAAGAGUGCCAGGAAGACAACCAGAAGAAAUAGAGAGAUAUUGGAUAAUGAGAAAUAGUGAUAGCUUUGCUGAGAAACGACGCCAACUUCAUCACUCCUCUCACAAAAAUACCAAACCUUACCGUCCACGUUUUUCAGUUUAUCCUUCUUAGUUUUUAGUCAUUAUAUUUAUUCUGUUUUCUGCCCACAGCCACAAAAAAAAAAUUUGAUAGAUGAGUUGUAGUAUUAUUAAGGGUAACGUUUAAAAAUAUUAGCGUAACGAAAUUAUUAUGUUUGUAUGUCUU